AUGCAUCUCUACUCGCAGAGAAGGCUGGUAUACAAACCGGACCUCGGGAACUGCAUCGCCGCAAGUAAUGGUAAGCGCAUCAACGUAUACGUUAGCGAACGUUUGUGUGCGUUUCUUCCGGAGAAGCAGCAGUCAUCACUUACUCAUGCCGCUGAACGAAAGACACUCACGUUGCUGCAGACGCGGAACGACCAGCAGACCUACGAGAUCGGACUCACCGGCUCUAUCCUCUACUAUUCCUCUGGAGGUCACACCCCCAGCAGCACGUGCUGCUGCUGCUGCUGUUGCCUCUGCUGCCCCUGCUGCUGCCGCUCCUGUGGUUGCCCCAUCACCUUCUUGCACGGCCCAUUCAGGAGCCGCAGGGGCCUGCUGCAACAGCAGAUGCCGCGUCUGCCGGUGCUGCUGCUGCUGCUCGGCACUGAAGGCGGAGGAAAGAAGCCGUGCUGCGGCAGGAGACUCCGCCUCCCCUGCUGCUGCGUUAGUUAUUCGCCUCCGCUUGCUGCUGCUGCUGCUGCUAGGGGCAGCUCGCGCUGGGGCUCUUGUGUUCGACCGAGCAGCAGCAGCAGCAGCAGCGGAGAGACCCAUAUAGUGGCGCCGUGCUUCGAUGGCUAA
This is a messenger RNA of Rangifer tarandus platyrhynchus (Svalbard reindeer), 612 nucleotides long. The record is from the annotation of a GenBank genome assembly. Lineage: Eukaryota; Metazoa; Chordata; Mammalia; Artiodactyla; Cervidae.